Molecule: messenger RNA, 2285 nt
Organism: Pseudoliparis swirei
Lineage: Eukaryota; Metazoa; Chordata; Actinopteri; Perciformes; Liparidae
Gene: gsr
Product: glutathione reductase
Exons: 13
Coding region: 289-1815 (508 amino acids)
Biological process (GO): glutathione metabolic process; cell redox homeostasis; cellular response to oxidative stress
Cellular component (GO): mitochondrion; cytosol
Molecular function (GO): NADP binding; flavin adenine dinucleotide binding; glutathione-disulfide reductase (NADPH) activity
Source: RefSeq, a predicted model, not a curated record
CUAGCGUAGCCCUGCGCUAUUCUUGAAGACCUGUUACGCAACUCUCCUUUGCUUAUUUACGCUAGUUUCUAAAUAUGCUUAAAAACGUCCGCUAAAACGUUUUUUUACACCCUUCAAACAAGUCGACCUCCAACAUCGCAGGGUCUACCCGAACCAGCGGACAAAAAAUUCAACCCGCGACAACACUUCAAAAGUAGCCCAAUUCCGCGGGAAAACCGCGGACCUGGCAACACUGCCACCCACUGUCCCGUCGUUUGUCUGACCCACGCGCCCGCGAGCUUCCUGGUUAUGGCAACACUGGUGCGUCUAACCCGGUCGCGAGCUCCCUCCUGGUUCGGCUUCAGGAAGCAACUGUUCUCGUGUCCCCGCAGACACGCAGCUCUCAUCCGCCGCAGCAUGGCCUCACACACGGCGGAGACGGAGGUGACCCGGUUCGACUUUCUGGUGAUCGGCGGCGGGUCCGGAGGUCUGGCCGGGGCUCGGAGGGCGUCGGAGCUCGGAGCGGCCACCGCCGUCAUCGAGAGUCACAGACUCGGAGGUACCUGCGUCAAUGUCGGCUGUGUCCCAAAGAAGGUUAUGUGGAAUGCAGCCGUUCAUGCAGAGUAUCUCCACGAUCACAGCGACUACGGCUUCGAUGUUGGACAUGUUCGUUUCAGUUGGGAAGCUCUCAAGGCCAAACGGGAUGCUUAUGUCAGUCGCUUAAAUCACAUUUACCGCAACAACCUUGACAAAGGCAAAGUCCAAUUUAUUCAAGGUCAUGCAAGUUUUACUGAUGACCCCGAGCCGACUGUGGAGGUCAAUGGAAAAAAAUAUACAGCACCUCACAUCCUCAUCGCCACUGGAGGGCAGCCUACUGUUAUGAGUGAUGCGGAUGUUCCAGGGGGAAGUCUGGGCAUAACCAGUGAUGGCUUUUUUGAACUUGAAACUCUGCCAAAGCGCAGUGUGGUUGUGGGUGCAGGUUAUAUUGCAGUGGAGAUGGCAGGCAUCCUUUCCACCUUGGGGUCCAAAACAUCCCUCAUUAUUCGACAGGCGGAAGUGUUGAGGAACUUCGACAGCUUCAUAAGCACAAAUUGCACCAAAGAGCUGCAGAACUCUGGUAUGGACCUGUGGAAGAAUUCUCAGGUGAAGUCCGUGUGUAAAACGGAAACGGGACUGGAGGUGACGCUCGUCACCAAAGACCCAGAGAAGAACGGCGAGGAGAAGAUCAGCACCAUCCGGGAGGUGGACUGCCUCCUCUGGGCCAUCGGCAGGCAGCCCAACAUGUCUGGGCUGAACAUCGGCGCCACGGGUUUGGACACGGAUGCAAGAGGCCACAUCGUUGUGGAUGAGUUCCAGAACACCAACAGACCAGGGAUCUACGCUGUCGGGGACGUCUGUGGCAAAGCUCUUCUCACUCCUGUUGCCAUCGCUGCAGGCAGGAAGCUGGCUCACAGACUGUUUGAGGGCCAGAAGGACUCCAAGUUGGACUACUCGAGUAUCCCCACCGUGGUGUUCAGCCACCCCCCCAUCGGAACGAUGGGCCUCACAGAAGAGGAGGCCAUUCAACUGAGCGGAAAGGAGAAUGUGAAAGUCUACAAGACUUCUUUCACUCCGAUGUAUCACGCCAUCACGAGCAGGAAGAGUCAGUGCAUCAUGAAGCUGGUGUGUGUGGGCAAGGAGGAGAAGGUGGUGGGCCUGCACAUGCAGGGCCUGGGCUGUGAUGAGAUGCUGCAGGGCUUUUCCGUGGCCAUCAAAAUGGGCGCCACCAAAGCAGACUUCGACAAGACUGUCGCCAUUCACCCCACCUCGUCCGAGGAGUUUGUCACAAUGCGUUAGUCUUUCUACCAGCAGCAACUCGGACGAGGGACCUGGAGUCGCUCCUCUCUACCGCUCCCGCGUCAGCUUCACCACUCGCUUUCUAAAACGACAUACUUGCAUUUUUUCUCAUUUAAGUGACAUUAUUUGUGUGCAGUGUUUCAUCUUUUCUAACUUUUUUUCUUAAAUGGACCAAGAACAAGUUAUGGCCUUCUUAAACUGUAAUGUAGGUCUUAAUUAUUUAUUUGAAUAUUCUGGAUUUCAUUUUAAUGAUCGUCAAAUGGAAGUGAAGGAUCUGCAGGUAUUGUCAGGUGAUUGCAAUUGGUAAAACACAAAAGAACCCUCCCAGUGUGUCUGUGUGUGUGUGUGAGAUCUAUCAUUUGUCCAAUGAUUACAAACACUGCUUUGCACAUAUUUACAAAUAAAGCAAGGCCAUAACAUAUCUGCUGUACUGUUCUAAAGAUUCAAUAAAUACUAGGUUUUUUUCCUAA